ACUUAAGUAUGAGUUUGUAUGUGUGUUUACGUUUUUCCUUUAAGCUAUUUUGAGUUAUAACAAUUCCAUGCAAAGUAUACUAGUUAGAGAAUAAAUGUUCAUUACAUAACCAAAUCGUGCAACACUAAAGUUGUAAAAUAUACUUCAGACAAUAGCGUUUCUGCAGUUACUACUUUGAAAUUUCUUAUUCCUAACCAUACUAUUAUUAUUGUGUUCAAACUUCAACACAAUAAUGGAUGACUGCAAUUCAGAUAUAAUUGAACAAGCUCGUCAAUUGUUUAUGCAUUGUGAUACAGAUGAUUGUGGCUAUUUAACACGUCAAGCAUUAGAUCGUCUUAGUGAUCGUUUACCAUUAACGAUUUCACAAUUGGAUUUUGUAUUCAAUUUAUUAGAUAAAGAUAAAAAUGGGCAGUUGACUUUGGAUGAAUUCAUUCAAGGUUUCGGUCAUUUCCUAGUUGACAAAGCAGCAAACAAUUUAUUAUUGGAUGAAGAAAUUGACGAACAAUACAAUCAAAUUAUAUCAUCAUUAGAUCCAGAAAAUGUAUUAAAAAGCUAUGAACAAGUAAAACAUAUAUGGAAAUACAUGAAAUUGGCUAAUUCACAUUUAUUACCAGAAUUUGAAGAUAUGUUAAGAGCUAUAAUGAAAGAGGUUAAUGGUGCUAGAGUAGAAUAUGAAAAUAUGGAACGUAUGAUACAAAAUAAAAUAAUGAAACAAGAUGAAGAAUUGCACAAUUUAGUCGAAGAACUCGAGCUACAAGUUAAUCAAGAAAAAGAACAAUUAAAACAAAAGGAAGAACUCAAGGAAAGAGAACUGAAAGAAGAAUUAAAUAACAAAGUACAGGAAAAAGAAAAAUUGUUAAAUGACCUUGUACAACAAUUUGAAAAAGCUUCUAUCAAAGUAGAAGAACUUCAAAAGAAUCGAAUGAGCAUUGCGCAAGAAAAAGAGAAAUUAUUACAAGAAAAAGAAGAUCUAGAACGUAAAUUAGAAGAAUCACAAGAAAUGUUAAAUGAAUGUAAAGAUUAUAUUGAUACACUACAGAAGAAAGCACGUGAAGAACGUCGACGUAGAGCAAAAGCAGCCAUAGAACUUAGUGAAGGCAUAGCAUUAGAACGUGAAACAUUAGUAAGACAACUCGAUAUGUUACGGACUAUUAAUCAGAAGUUAGUUGAUGAACAAGAGUUUAAAUCUCAAACGCUUUACGCAGUAAAAGAAACAUCACAAACAAUUGAUUUACGUGAUUUUCACAGUAAAUCACAAUCACUUGAUAUGACCAGUGCAAAAGCUUCAGAGACAACAAUAAAAGAUACUGCCGCUUUACCACAUUUACUAUGUAGUUCAACUGAUUUGGAUGCGACAAAUUUUGAGAUCGCAGAUGCAAGAAGAGGUUCUACACUGAGUAAUUAUUUCACACCAGUAAUACUAAAUGAUGACAGUGUACGUGAAGGAGAUCUUGGAAAUAUUGAUGAAGAUGAAGAAUACGAAGAAGUUUUCAACCAAUAUCCUGGCAGUAUAUAUACCCCUCGUAUUCGGAAAACUUCACAGAAAUCUCGAGCACAUAUUAAUGAUUCAUCUGAAGUACGUUAUAUGCCAAAUGGAAGAAGAGUUUCACCUGAUGGAGCCUCCUACAUGAGUUCAAAUGCUGACUCGACCACUAAUGGAUCAUUUGCUGAACGUGUCUACAAAGUUAUAUUUGUUGGUGAUUCAGGUGUUGGAAAAUCAAGUAUUAUAAGAAAAUUUGUAUCUGGUGUAUUUGAUUUAAAUCUUCCAUUAACUGUGGCAAUUGAUUUUCAUGUGAAAUUUAUGCAUUGCGAUGGGACUAAUUUGUAUCUACAAUUAUGGGAUACAGCUGGACAAGAGAAAUUCAGAAGUAUUACACGACAAUAUUAUCGUAAAUCAGAUGGUGUAAUUAUUGUGUUCGAUGCAACUAAUGAAUCAAGUUUUUUAGCCGUCCGUUCAUGGCUUCAAUCGGUUACCGAAGAAACAGACGAGAAUACCGUUAUCUUAAUUCUGGAAAAUAAGUCUGAUCUCAUUGAAGAAAAUGAUAAUAAACGUGCAGUAUCGCGAGCUACAAUUGAUAAAAUUGUUCGCGUAUAUAAAACAAUGUGCUUUGAAGUCAGUGCAAAAACUGGGCACAAUAUAGAAGAGGCGUUUAUGGUUAUGGCAAGGAAACUUAAAGAAAAAGAAGUUUAUGAACUUCAAACUCUUCAAAAUUUAAAGAAUGAUGCAAAUAUUAAAAAGAAUACAUGUUGUCGAUGAAAAAUCAACAGAAUAUUUAAGGAAGAAAACAAAAAGAAAAAAGAGUAAAUGUGGAUUAUGUAAACAUAUACAAUCAGAUAUAAUACAUGUACACGUACAUAUAUAAAAAUCUCUGAUAUGUUUUUUUUUGUUCAAAUUAUUUUCGUAUAUAUUUCAUUUAAAAUGGGAUAAUUUAGGUUAGAAGUAAUUUGAAUCACUUCGUUACAUGAUUAUCGUUUCAAACUAGAAGGGACCAUAUUACUUCUAACAUAGAAAAAAUUACUUUACAUAUUACGAAACUUUUAAAUUCUUGACAUUUUGAUAAUCAUCAAAAAUCUUUCAUUUCCCG
Molecule: messenger RNA, 2585 nt
Organism: Schistosoma bovis
Lineage: Eukaryota; Metazoa; Platyhelminthes; Trematoda; Strigeidida; Schistosomatidae
Source: the annotation of a GenBank genome assembly